ACACAUGUGCACUACAGGUGCACUCAACUAUCCACUCUUAAAACACACAAGCGAACUCACACAGGAGAGAAACCCUUUUCGUGUGACACAUGUGACUACAGGUGCACUCAACUAUCCGGUCUUAAGUCACACAAGCGAACUCACACGGGAGAGAAACCCUACAAGUGUGAUAUGUGUGAUUAUAGAUUCUCUAGUAUGACUCGCCUCAAGGAACACAAGCGCAUUCACACAGGCAAAAAGCCUUAUGCAUGUGACACAUGUGAUUACAGGUGCCGUCACCUAUCGAGUCUUAAGGCACACAAGUCCUCUCACACAGGAGAGAAACCCUUUGCGUGUGACGCAUGUGACUACAGGUGUACUCAACUAUCCAGUCUUAAGUCACACAAGCGAACUCACACAGGAGAGAAACCAUAUGCAUGUGAUACGUGUGACUACAGAUGCUUUCAAGUGGCUAAACUCAAGCGACACAAACGCAUCCAUACAGGAGAGAAACCUUACGUGUGUGACAUUUGUUCAUGUUCAUAUACUGAGUUGAGAGGUUUGAAGGUGCACUUUCGAACUCACUCAGGUGAAAAGCCAUAUGCAUGUGACAAAUGCGAGUACAAAUGUACGUCAUACAAUACUCUCAAGACACACAAGCGCUCUCACACGGGAGAGAAACCCUACAAGUGUGACAAAUGUGACUACAGGUGCACUAAACAAGUCAAUCUUAAGACACACAAGCGAACUCACACAGGAGAGAAACCCUACAAGUGUGACACAUGUGACUACAGGUGCACUCAGCUAUCCAAUCUUACGAAACACAAGCGAACUCACACGGGAGAGAAACCCUAUGCGUGUGAUACGUGUGAUUAUAGCUGCUCUCAAAUGGCUUGCCUCAAGCGACACAAACGCAUUCAUACAGGAGAGAAACCCUAUGCGUGUGAUACGUGUGACUACAGAUGCUCUGAAGUGGCUAAACUCAAGCGACACAAACGCAUCCAUACAGGAGAGAAACCCUAUGCGUGUGAUAUGUGUGACUACAGGUGCAGUCAACCAGCAAAUCUUAAGACACACAAGCAAACUCACAUGGGAGGAAAGCCCUAGACACGUGAUAACACACUGCCAAUGACAUAGCUACUGCUUGCACGUGAUAUGUGUGGAUAUAUUUCCUCUCCAGGAUCGCUGCUAUUCUCAUAUGUUGUUUUAACCUCCCCCCCCCCCACCAUCUUUCAUUUUCCCAUUGCUGAUCAGUUCUCAGAAGU
Molecule: messenger RNA, 1244 nt
Organism: Priapulus caudatus
Lineage: Eukaryota; Metazoa; Priapulida; Priapulimorpha; Priapulimorphida; Priapulidae
Product: zinc finger protein 665-like
Exons: 1
Biological process (GO): regulation of transcription by RNA polymerase II
Molecular function (GO): DNA-binding transcription factor activity; RNA polymerase II cis-regulatory region sequence-specific DNA binding
Source: RefSeq, a predicted model, not a curated record